Rotaria sp. Silwood1 is the source of this 1554-nucleotide messenger RNA. Lineage: Eukaryota; Metazoa; Rotifera; Eurotatoria; Philodinida; Philodinidae. The record is from the annotation of a GenBank genome assembly.
AUGGAAGAUAAAUCGAAUAGUACAACUGACAAUGUUUCAUUAAAUAACAACAUCAACAAUGAUGAUAUUCAUGAAAAUUUAUCAUCGCCGUACCAUUAUAUUGAUUUUAUACAAUCAAAUAAUGAUGAUGAUGAUGAUGAGAAAACAUCUGAACCGAUCGCUGAACAAGCAGAUGAUUCAGAACUUAAUGUGAAUCACACAACUACAGACAAUAAUCAACAGCAAAUAAAAAAGAAAAAACAUAUUAUGAUUAGCUAUAAUCAUGCAUCAGCAUCAGAUAUUGCACAAAAAAUCUAUGAUCGUCUCACGGUAAAACGAGGUACAAAGCGAUGGCCAGUUUGUAUUUUCUAUGGGAUGAUAGACAUUGCUGCCAUAAAUGCUCUGAUUGUCUGGAAAGUGAAAAAUCCUCAAUGGAAUCAGAAUACAAAUCAUAAACGUCGAUUAUUUUUGGAAGAAUUAGGAUUAGCACUGGAACGACAUUAUAAUGUAUGGUUCGAUAAGAAAGAUCUACACGGUAGUGUACUUGAUAGCAUGGGUGAGGCAGUCGAAAAUUCUUAUGUUGUUCUUCUAUGUAUAACUGAUGGUUAUUCUAAAAGUGCCUUUUGUACAAAAGAAGCUAAAUAUGCUGUUGAAAGAAAAAUUCCCGUUAUUCCUUGUAUGGUUGAAAAAACAUUUCGUCCAUCCGGUGGUCUUGGUAUCAUUAAAUCUGAUCUCAAGCAUAUUGAAUUGUUCGAUGAAGAUAAAUUUGAUGAAAAAUUCGAAGAAUUAAUUGAUGAAAUCAAUGCAAUUGAAAUAGGAUUAGGCAUAAAAUCUGCAGCACCUAUUAUGGAUAUGGAUUUCCGUGAUCAUUUCAAUGCUUUUAUUUCUGAUCACAUAGAAUCCAUUAGAAAUUGUUAUCUUCGUCGAGAAAACCUCACUGAAAGUGAAUUUGGUACAAUUCUCUAUAAACUUAUUCAAGCAUUUUCUCCUGAAACUUUAGAAUCGUUUCAAAACGAUCAAUCUAGCAGUGUUGAUACUAGACAAUUAGAAACAAACGAUAAUGAUUGUCUUAUUCAACAUCUUCUAGAAAAUGAUAAAAAAUUAGCAGAAUUAGUUCGAAUUCAAGAAGAAAUUUAUGCUCGUAAUCAACAAUAUCUUCUCCAAUAUGAUGAACGAAUAGCAGCAUUUAUUCGUUUUCAAGAACAAACUAAUACAAAUUUUAUGCAACAACAGAUAAAUCAAAAUGAACGUUUGUCAUCACUUAUCCAUGUUCAAGAAGAACAACAGCCAAAUUAUGCUUAUCUACAACAACAACUUUUCAAUCAAAAUCAACCAUCAAUACAACUUGAACAAAGACAACAAGAACAAGAAAAAAAUGAUCAAAUGACAAAACGUAUUCUAUUCAUCGGUCCAACUGGUUCAGGUAAAUCAACGCUAAUUAAUGGUUUAUUCAAUGAUGAUGUCAAGAAAGAAUCUUUGUUAAUACCUGCUAUUACUAAUGAUACAUCUUCUCGUGUUACAUCUGUUUUUACUACUUAUUAUGAUUUUCCAACCUAUGCUUAUACAGAUUCAUAG